Molecule: messenger RNA, 1941 nt
Organism: Ctenocephalides felis (cat flea)
Lineage: Eukaryota; Metazoa; Arthropoda; Insecta; Siphonaptera; Pulicidae
Product: PE-PGRS family protein PE_PGRS33-like
Exons: 5
Coding region: 1-1941 (646 amino acids)
Source: RefSeq, a predicted model, not a curated record
AUGGUCAUUCCAACAGAACUCAGCACCAUCAAACUCAGCACGCGCCUACCAAAAAUGGCUUAUAAAAGAGGUUUUUCGCUUCAUUUCCAUCGCACAAUAGCCACCAAGAUCUCUGGAUAUAAAUUUGCUGGACUUUUGUGUCUUGGACAUUUUGAAGACGCUGCCGAUGGAUUGACUGGAGGACUUACUGGACUAUUAGGAGGUGGAGGUGGUUUAGGAGAUGUCGCUGAUACUCUUAGCGAUGCCACAGAUAGCCUUGGAGGAACUGGGGGACUUUCUAAUAUCGUGGAUACAUUAGGUGGUGCUACCGGUGGUUUAGGAGGCUUAAAGGGUACUUUAGGAGGUAUCACAAAUGGCUUAGGUGGUGCUUCCGGGGGCAUAGGCGGCUUAACCGGUGCCUUGGGCGGCAUCACAGAUGGCCUUGGAUCCGGCGGUCUUACUAAUGCCUUGGGCGGAUUAGGUGGUGGAUCCGGUGGUUUGGGUGGACUACUAGGAGGCUUAUCUGGUUCCUCAAGCAGUAGCAAAAAUGGCAAUAACGGUAACAAAAUGGCUAUGCUUGGCAACGCCUUGAGAGGAGUAGCACCUGGCGGAUUAGGUGGUUUAGCAGGAGGUUUAACAAAUGGUUUAGGAGGUCUUCCUAAUUCCUUGGGUGGGCUCACAAAUGGUCUUGGAGGAGUUGGCGGAAUUACAAACGGCUUGGGCGGAUUAGCAAAUGGAGCCAGUGGUUUAACUAAUGGCUUAGGAGGUCUUCCUAAUUCUUUGGGUGGGCUCACGAAUGGUCUUGGAGGAGUUGGCGGACUAACUAACUCCUUGAGCGGAUUAGCAGGUGUUGGUGGACUUACUAACUCCUUGAGCGGAUUAGCAGGUGUUGGCGGAAUCACAAACUCCUUGGGCGGAUUAACAAAUGGAGCAAGUGGACUAGCUGGAGGUGUAACGAAUGGUUUAAGUGGACUUCCUGGUUCCUUAGGCGGUCUUACAAAUGGCCUUGGUGCUGGUGGACUCACUAACUCCUUGGGCGGAUUAACAAAUGGAGCCGGUGGAUUAGGCGGACUAGCUGGAGGUGUAACAAAUGGUUUAAGUGGACUUCCUAAUUCAUUAGGCGGUCUUACAAAUGGUCUUGGGGGAGCUGGCGGAAUCACAAAUCCUUUGGGUAAUCUACCAGGAGUAAGUGAACUCACUGACCAGCUAGGAAAUUUUGGUGACCUAACCAAUGGUUUGACAGGACUCACUGGCAAUCUACCAGGAUUUAAUGAUCUUAGCAAUACAUUUGGUAACAUUCCUGGAUUAAGCGGGCUCACCGGCAUGAUGAAUUCACCAUUUGGUGGUGCUCAAACUGAACAAUCAGCACAAAGUGUUAGUUAUGAUGCCUUUGGAAAUCCCGUUGUUAAUAGCGUUGACGUAUCAAGUGGACCAUAUGGAGCAUCUACAACUCAAACUUCGACAGAUUCUUAUGGAAACACACAAGUUCAAACAAGCCAAAGUACACCUUCCAAUUAUGGAAUGGGCGUCAAUAAUGCACAAUCAUCGACAACGGUGACUACUGAUGCACUCGGAAAUCCAACGGUCAUGGAAACUGAAGUUACCAGUGGACCCCUUGGCAAUUCAGUGACCCAAACGACUGCAGAUUCAUAUGGAAAUGUGGAAGUUCAAACAAGCCAAAAUACAGGCCUAACCAAUGAGCAAUCUUCUACUACUAUAACCAAUGAUGCUUUGGGAAAUUCGGUAGUUACGGAAACUGAUGUUACUAGUGGACCAUAUGGUUCUUCAGCAACUCAGGUCGUUGCAGAUUCAUAUGGAAAUACAGAGGUUGAAAGCGUACAAAAUGGAAAACACCAUCCAAAAUUUCCGCCAAGGUAUCCUCCAGGACCAUAUUAUCCCGCAUAUUACGACCCUUAUCCAAUGUAUGGAGGAUAUGGUUAUUAUGAUGACUAUUAUUGUUAA